This is a messenger RNA of Lolium rigidum, 480 nucleotides long. Its product is annotated as golgin candidate 5-like. The transcript has 5 exons. NCBI's taxonomy places the organism in Eukaryota, Viridiplantae, Streptophyta, Magnoliopsida, Poales, Poaceae. The coding region runs from base 172 to 480 and encodes 102 amino acids. The record is from RefSeq and is a predicted model, not a curated record.
UCCGUCAGCUGUGCGGAAAUACGAGUAUCUCCAGUGGAGUCCAUACUCGAUGGUAGGCUUGAUGGGUAUUGCAAGUGUGCUUGGACUGGUUUCUUGCGGGAGGCACCCUCAAAUAAGAAAAGUGACGCUGCUGCUCUUUUGAAAGAAAAGGACGAGAUUAUCACUCAGGUCAUGGCUGAAGGCGAAGAGCUAUCGAAAAAACAAGCUGCUCAAGAAGCUACUAUACGAAAACUGAGAGCACAGAUUCGUGAGUUUGAAGAAGAAAAGCAACGGCUGAACUCAAAGAUCCAGGUUGAGGAGACAAAGGUUGAGAGUAUUAAAAGAGAUAAGGCGGCAACAGAGAAGUUGCUACAAGAAACAAUCGAAAGAAAUCAAACUGAACUUGCAGCUCAGAAGGAGUUCUACACAAAUGCUCUUAAUACAGCAAAAGAGGCCGAAGCAUUAGCUGAAUCAAGAGUCAACACAGAAGCCAAAGUUUAG